Messenger RNA from Erigeron canadensis, 1033 nucleotides. Its product is annotated as NDR1/HIN1-like protein 3. Gene Ontology annotation, biological process: defense response to other organism. The transcript has a single exon. The record is from RefSeq and is a predicted model, not a curated record. NCBI's taxonomy places the organism in Eukaryota, Viridiplantae, Streptophyta, Magnoliopsida, Asterales, Asteraceae. The coding region runs from base 56 to 772 and encodes 238 amino acids.
AUCUAUAUAUCCAUCAUUCACAAACAAUUCAUUUCUACAAAUUAAUCCAAAAAAUAUGUCUGAUCAAGCUCACCUUAAUGGAGCCUAUUAUGGCCCUUCAAUCCCACCUCCUUCGAGAAAAACAAGAUCAUACAACCGCCCUGGUCGCGGCGGGGGCGGUUGCAACCCAUUUUCAUGGUGUUUUAGUUGUCUUUGUGGUUGCAUUUUUAAUCUCAUAUGCCAAAUCAUCAUUACCAUCCUAGUCCUUCUAGGUAUCGCGGUUCUCGUGUUUUGGCUAAUUUUUAGACCCAAUGCACCAAAGUUUCAUGUUACGGAUGCAACUUUAACCGAAUUCACUUUAUCCCCAAACAACAACACUCUAUACUACAAUUUAGCCGUCAACAUGACGUUUAGAAACCCAAAUAAACGUAUUGGUAUUUACUAUGAUAAAAUUGAAGCCAAUGCCGAGUAUCAUGACAAGAGAUUUUCAACUAGGGAAUUGGAAAGGUUUUAUCUAGGACAUAAAAAGGAGAAAAAUGUUGGCACUGUUUUUAGUGGUGAACAAGUGAUUAGUCUUGGAAAUAAUGAUAGAUCAAAAUAUGAAUCGGAAAGGAAUGAAGGGUUUUACAAUAUUGAUUUGAAGUUGAAACUUAGGAUGAGAUUGAAGGUUGGAUGGGCUAAACCUAAAUUUAAACCAAGGUUUGAGUGUGAUUUAAGAGUUCCAAUGACUUCUAAUGGUAGAGUUUCUUCUACUAGUGGAUUUCAGAGAACAAAGUGUGAUUUUGAUUGGUAGAUAUCAUCAUCGUCUUUGAAUGUUGGGAGCGCUUUCUAUCCGACAGUUGCCGUUCAUCAUCGUAUUAUUACGAUUAUAUUUAUAUUUAUUCUCAUGAUUCUUGGAUCGAGUGUUUUGAUUCAUUGACUCUAUACUUUGUUUAUGUAUUCAUUUAUUUAUGUUUUUUCCGGGAUCAUUUUUUGGUAUGGUUUAUUUGGAGCUUUGUAAAUAUGGAGAUUUGUGUACACGUGCCAUAGUAUAUACAUUUAUUACUUUGUUUUA